Molecule: messenger RNA, 1664 nt
Organism: Centropristis striata (black sea bass)
Lineage: Eukaryota; Metazoa; Chordata; Actinopteri; Perciformes; Serranidae
Gene: p2rx3b
Product: purinergic receptor P2X, ligand-gated ion channel, 3b
Exons: 13
Coding region: 213-1427 (404 amino acids)
Biological process (GO): response to ATP; monoatomic cation transmembrane transport
Cellular component (GO): nuclear inner membrane; plasma membrane
Molecular function (GO): extracellularly ATP-gated monoatomic cation channel activity; purinergic nucleotide receptor activity; ATP binding
Source: RefSeq, a predicted model, not a curated record
AGCUUUUUACUUGCUGACCAGUUCAUCAGCAUCAUAACAUGAAGUAACAGGAAGAGAGUGGUGCAGGGAUUGCUUUCCAGCUCUACUUUUCCCAUGAAGAAGAGAAUAUACAUCACUAUCUGGAUACUGCUGUCAGUGUUGAAUCUGAAGUAACGAUUUGUUUCUUUUCCAAAAAAAAAAAAGAAGAGGUCAGCCACAGUUCAAGAGCAAGGAUGUGGUCUUGUAUAAAAGACUUCUUUACCUAUGAAACCACCAAGUCAGUGGUUGUGAAGAGCUGGACCAUCGGCAUCAUCAACCGUGUCGUCCAACUCCUCAUCAUCACUUACUUCAUUGGGUGGGUUUUUGUCAAUGAGAAGGCCUACCAAGUGAGAGACACGGCUGUUGAAUCCUCAGUGAUGACCAAAGUCAAGGGUUUUGGAAUCUACAAUGACAAGGUCAUGGAUGUUGCCGACUACGUCACUCCGCAACAGGGAGCUUCAGUCUUCUGCAUCAUCACUAAACUGAUCACUACAGAGAACCAAGUGCAAGGAUUCUGUCCUGAGAAUGAUAAGAAGUAUAUUUGUAACCAGGACAGUGACUGCACUAGACACCUCAACAAGCCAGGAGGUUAUGGAAUUGUGACAGGGAAAUGUGUUCCUUUCAAUUCCACCACCAAGAUGUGUGAGAUAAAAGGAUGGUGUCCUGCUGAGAUUGACACCAUCAGGCCUACACCAAUGAUGGAAGUGGAGAAUUUUACCAUUUUCAUUAAGAAUAGCAUCCGCUUUCCAACCUUCAACUACACCAAAGGGAACUUUCUUCCGAACAUCACUGACCAUUACAUCAAAAGCUGUAACUUUGACAUGGUCAACAAUACCUACUGCCCCAUCUUCCGAGUAGGAGACGUGGUACACUACGCACAGCAGAACUUCACUGAACUGGCAAACAGGGGAGGAGUGAUUGGAAUAAAGAUUGGAUGGAUAUGUGAUCUGGACAAGUCAGAUGACCAGUGUAACCCCUCAUACUCAUUCACCCGACUGGAUGCCAUGUCACAGAAGAACGAUGUCUCACCAGGCUACAAUUUCAGGUUUGCCAAAUACUAUAAGAUGGAGAAUGGGACAGACUACCGCACUCUGGUCAAGGCUUAUGCUAUUAGGUUUGAUGUUCUGGUCAAUGGAAAUGCAGGGAAGUUCAACAUGAUCCCUACACUCAUCAACAUGGUGGCAGCCUUUACAUCAGUGGGAGUGGGUACGGUGCUGUGUGACAUCAUAUUGCUGAACUUCCUAAAAGGAGCAGAGCAGUACAAGGCCAAGAAAUUUGAAGAGGUGUCCGACAGCCCGCUAGAUUCCCAAAUCAAUGGGUUGUACCGCUCCCAGCUGUCACUCAGACAUAAUGAGACUAUGAUGAGGUCCAGUGACUCGGGGGCUUUCUCCAUUGAAUAUUACAGCUAAACGGACAUCAGCAAUGGCCAAUUGUGAGAGAGCAGUGAACCAAGGAAGACAAAUGUUGUUUGGAAUUCUCUGAAAAUGUUCAUGUUUAAAAUGUUAUCAAUUUUACUAAUUUAUAAUCCUCUAAAAUACAGUACCACAGCAUUACCAAUAUGUUUAUGCAAAUGUAAAAAAAACAAAAAAAAAAACAUCAGUAGAACUUUGAACUGCCUGAGUACUUAUUAAAUGUUUCAAAUGCGA